Cyclocybe aegerita is the source of this 1038-nucleotide messenger RNA. Lineage: Eukaryota; Fungi; Basidiomycota; Agaricomycetes; Agaricales; Hemipholiotaceae. The record is from the annotation of a GenBank genome assembly.
AUGGAUGCUGAAACCAACCUCCUGGUUUCCCUCCGCCUUAUGUACGGAUUCAACCCAUCCCCUACUGCUCACAACCCUCAAGCACCCAACCUCCGGAGUUGGUCAGAUGUCCUGGGUGUCAUCGGGACAAAAUCAGAACCUGAUGUCUCAGACCGAGACAAGGUUCUAAUUCGCGAGUUCAUUUCAUGCCUCAUCGACAGCUCUUCGGGAUUGCCAGCACCCUCCGACGACCUCAACGCAACAUCGGAUCAGCCUUUGGCAACAUCCUUUGCGCUCGACACUGUGGAACGCAUCAGUGAGGACCUAUACGUGUUCAAGCUACCUCCUUCCCCCUCUUGCAAAUGGGUCAUCGGUGUUGAUCGCCCCACGACUGUUCUUUACAUCUGUCGACUGGUCGCCUCCGCUCCGAACACGCAUACGGUGCUGACAAUCGCCUACCACCUACUUGAGCACCACAUACCCUUCCGCACCCUCCUUCUGCAGGCCUCCUCGGAGCCCGAACAGCUCAAUCUCCCAUACGCAGACAACGCCAACCGUUUUAACAAGCACCAAUUCACGACAGCAGACUUCGACAGUGCUAUGCUCGAGUGCCGCCCGCUGCUGGGCCGCCCGCAAGGUAAGGAGUCUGGGUUGCAAGGACCGUCCAUCGAGGUCACAGUGCAUCAUUCGGGGUACUUUGUCCCGUCUAAACACGACGGGUAUUUCUACUGGGAUGACGACCUCACUGGUGAGGAGAUUGCAUGUUUGUGUGGGACAUACUGCCUCUAUACAGGGCAUGGCGAGCAGACAACAACGGUCUCGUGGUUCCCUCCUCCGGACAUUUGGGACAAGCAGGGUUAUGGCUGGCCAGGAUGGACGGAAACUAACGAGGAGUUUUUCCAGCAGUGGAUAGCAGACAUUCGCAAGGGCAAUGCCAAACCCCUGUCGCGUCAAAACUGGUGGCGCAAGGUUCAUAGCAUCAAGAACACGAGGUCGAUGCUUAAGAACAACAGGGAACGGGCAAAGGCAUACGUCGAGUUGAACAUUCAUGCUAUGUAG